AUGGGCAUGGCUCCUCCGCUUCUCUCCUUCUUUUUUCUUCUUACCUGCUUCUCCUUUGACGUCUAUUCCUCUGCCUUACGAAUGCAUUACAAAGAUCACUGUACUUCUAUAGUCCCCAAGCCAAAUCUCCGUUAUCCCAGGCCAUCGCUUAUCUCCGUCGAUCAUUUACAGACAGCUUAUUUCACCGGAGCCGAUAGAAUUCUUGGCGCUAAUCCUUAUUCGCAGCAAAACUCAAUCUUUCUCCGAUUCUGGCGCUCGAGAGAAACUGAUGUUGCUGACGUGUUCGAAGUUAGAGGGUCAAUAUCAAUUACAAGCUCCAGUCCCCAUUACUAUGUUGGAAAUUCCAGCUAUGGUCGGUCGUCGUAUUAUAGGCCUCGUCGUAGUUCUGUGACCAUAAUUCUUGAGGGGUUCUGGUCUGCAUCCACGGGGAAGCUCUGUAUGGUUGGGUCAGGCAUUAAUUAUUCCAGAAGAGGUAAGACUUUCGAUCUGGAUGUUGUUUUAAAGCUCAAUAAUCUCUUCAACUCAAGUAAUAUCAGUAGUGUGGUUAGUGGGAGCUUGGACAGAUUGGAGAGGGAAGGGAUUGAUUUUGAAACCUUUCCUGUGCUUAUGCUUCCACAAUUCAACUACGAGUUCACCUUGGAUUCUGAAGAAUCUAAAAAUGAGUUUUCACAUGUCGCGAAUUAUGGUGAUACUGAGAAGGGCUUACCAGGAGAUAAGUACUUUUUCUGCUCAUCUCGUGUUUGGCAAGCAAUUAGAAAACUUCAUUUGCAGUACUUUGGUGACUGCAAUAUUUCACAGAAUUGUACUCCAUUUAGCGGGAUUCCUGGGGUUUUGCCACCUUCUGUAUCUUUGAAUCUAAUUGAAUGUACUUUUACCAAGAAGAAACAGCUGAGGGUUUUGGUAAACUUUGGUAAUCAUAGUUAUGAAGAUUUUGGUGACAACGUUUUUAAUCCCAGAACUACGUUAGUUGGAGAAGGGUGGUGGGAUGAAAAGAAGAAUCACUUUGAUAUAGUGGCUUGCCAUUUUCUAGGAUUGUCAUCUUCAUCCUUCUCUCGUGCUCAUGUGGGUGAUUGCUCAGUAAGAUUAAGACUAAGAUUCCCUUCUGUCUGGUCAAUCAAAGACACCAGCACCGUUGUGGGGAAGAUGUGGAGCAACAAAGCUGGGAAAGAUCUCGAUCACUUCAAGGGGAUCACUUUCAGAAAAGAAAAUGAUCAGAAUGUAGGUGUUAAAGGCUUAAAGUAUGAGUAUACCCAGCAAGACACAGUCAAAAGGUUGUGCCCAAGACACACUGUCAACCAUAAGGGGACAAGGUACCCAAGCCCAUAUUCCUAUAACAUGAAAUUUGAUAUGUCUGUUAGAGAUUCCAUUAGACAAGUAGCCUGGAGUCAUUCAGCUCCUUUAUCUGUUGGUGAUCAGUUCUAUGACCUGGCAUUUUCUUCAGCUGCUGGCAAAUUUAUCACAAGUGGCUUGUUUAACGUUAGCUACAAAAUCAGCAUGUCAUUGUAUGAUAAUCGACCCUUAAGGGACAAAAAGUCCUUGUUCGGUAAGUACAGUAAGACAGUAAAGAUUUCUGCAGAAGGAGUUUAUGAUGCAGGAGCAGGAAGUUUAUGUAUGGUUGGCUGCAGAAAUCUUUCCCCACCAAAUAAUGGGAUUUCAAUGGCUCAUUCUGUGGAUUGUGAGAUUCUGGUGAAGUUUCAGUUCCCAUCAUUACACCCAAGGUUUGCAGGCUACAUUGUGGGAAGCAUUGAAAGCACGCGCAAUGAAUCAGAUCCUCUUUACUUCAAGCUUCUUCGCCUAAGGUCUGCUGCAUAUUACAAGGAGUUAGCAAAAGAAACUGUUGAGAGAAAGGACAUGGAGAUCAUUGUGGUUCUGAUGUCUACCACUCUAUAUUGUGUUCUUGUGGGAUUCCAACUCUAUCAUGUGAAGAAGAACCCUCAAGUCCUUCCCUUCAUCUCCCUCACCAUGCUCUCAAUUCUCACUUUUUACCACAUGAUCCCUCUAGUUUUGAACUUUGAAGCUCUCAUCUCUCACAAUCACAAUGCUAAAAACUUCGUUCUUUCAGAUGUUGCGUGGCUUGAAUCUAACGAAAUAACAGUUAGACUAAUUACCAUGGUAGCCUUCUUGAUGCAGUUUCGUCUCCUUCAGCUUACUUGGUCUGCAAGAAACAGCACUGAUGGAACUCCGGAGAGACUCUGGAUUGCUGAGAAAGAAGCUGUAUUUGUGACUUUACCUUUAUACGGAGCUGGUUUCCUCAUUGCAAUGGUGAAGGGCAAGAACAACAAUAAUCAUUAUUUGGUCUCAGUGUCUUCCAGGUACCAGCAAACUUCAUCUUGGGAGGUUUUGAAUGCUUAUGGAGGAUUGGUAUACGAUGGCUUUCUCUUGCCUCAGAUCAUGAUGAACAUGUUCUCAAAUAUGAAGGAAGAUGCACUUUGUGGUCCAUUUUACCUUGGAACUAGUUUUCUGAGGGUACUGCCACAUGUUUAUGAUCUUUACAGGACUUCUCAGUAUGGGAGGCAAUACAGUGGAUCAUACUUUUAUGCUGAUCCAAGUGCAGAUUUUUACUCCACGGCUUGGGACUUGGCCAUUAUUGUGGGAUGCCACCUAUUUGCUCUCAUUGUCUACUUGCAGCAAUGUUUUGGUGGUUCUUGUAUUCUUCCUUCCAGAUUCAGAGGGUCUGAGACAUAUGAAAUGGUGCCUUUAGGGACUCAAGAAGCUGAAGUAGCAGAAGAGUGUCAAGAGAUGCCCAAAAUUUAA
Messenger RNA from Prosopis cineraria, 2754 nucleotides. RefSeq lists its product as uncharacterized. Gene Ontology annotation, cellular component: intracellular membrane-bounded organelle. Lineage: Eukaryota; Viridiplantae; Streptophyta; Magnoliopsida; Fabales; Fabaceae. The record is from RefSeq and is a predicted model, not a curated record. The transcript has a single exon. Bases 1 to 2754 code for a protein of 917 amino acids.